Messenger RNA from Calliphora vicina (urban bluebottle blowfly), 2002 nucleotides. Its product is annotated as zinc finger protein 845-like. Bases 296 to 1945 code for a protein of 549 amino acids. The record is from RefSeq and is a predicted model, not a curated record. Gene Ontology annotation, cellular component: nucleus. Gene Ontology annotation, molecular function: DNA-binding transcription factor activity, RNA polymerase II-specific; zinc ion binding. Gene Ontology annotation, biological process: regulation of transcription by RNA polymerase II. The transcript has 4 exons. Lineage: Eukaryota; Metazoa; Arthropoda; Insecta; Diptera; Calliphoridae.
CGCCAACAUAUUUCAAAAAUAUUGCAACGUUUUUAAAAAACAAACAUCUUUUAAAUCGUAAAUAUAAAUUUAAUUAUAAUAAAAAAAAAAUCAUACAAAACACGAAUAAACGAAUCUAAUUUAAAAUAUUGUAAAUGUGCAGCGGCUAAGUCUAAAAAAGAACGGCGUUUAUAAAAAGCCGACUUUGAGUCACACAACAACAGUCAGCUGUCAAUUGGUGAUUGCGAUUCGCACAAACAAAAUUUUUUUGUUGUAUUUUGCGAAUAAUAAUGUAAAAAAAUAUAAAAUAAAAACAAUGAAUAAAAUAAACAAUAAAUGUCGAACCUGUUUCAAUGAAUCCAGCAAAGGACUACAAUCUCUUACAAAAAAGACUACAGACGAGAGUAAUCAACAAAAAUCCUAUGCAGAACUCCUAAAUGAGGUGGCCAAUAUUAAUGUACUGCAUGACAAAUGUUCAAAAUUACCACAGGCCAUUUGUGGCUGCUGUUCACGGAAAUUGAAAGCAGCCCAUGCAUUCGUCCAGCAGGCACAGGAAGUUAAUGAAAAACUUUACUCAAUGGCAUUAUUAAAACCGCCUGACGGUGUUAGUAAACCAUUAGAUUGUCUGCAAGAGGUUCAAAUCGAUAUAGAGACCUGUGCGGAUAUUAAAAUGGAGCAUGAUGAUGUGUGUGAUAAUAGUGGGGUGGGUGCUGAUGUUAUGGCUGAGCCAGAGUUCCUAAAAAAAGGUUUACAAUUGAAGCAGGAAGAUAAGGAAGAGGACGCUUUAGCUGUAAAUUAUACCAAGAGUGAAGAAAAUUCGGAAGCAGGCAACGACCUUAAAGAUUUUUUAGAUGUUACAUUCCCCAACGUUUCCAUUACAACAGACGUGUCUGAUACCGAAGACAAUAUUCCAAAUAUUUUAGAACAAACUAUGAAUAUGUCCGAUAACAAUAGCAAUAAUGAAGUAUCCUGUGCUUCAGCAUCUGAUGACGAUGAUUGGCAAAAUGAAACUAAUGAUACGAGUAAAAAAUCACUAAAAAAGAAAGCAACACCUUUAAAAAAGUGUAAAAAAUCACCUAAAGCCCAGGAAAAUAAAGAAAAGAAAAAUAACGCCGAUAAUGAGGAUGAGUGGUUGCAGGUGAAAUGUAAUGAUUGUGAUAAAAUAUUUGACAAUUCACGAUUAUUAAAUCGUCACCUGCGUCUAAAUCAUGUGCCAGAUGAAUUGAAAAUACAAUGUCUGCACUGUGAGGCAAAGUUUAGUCGUCGCCAUAAUAUGUACGCUCAUAUGCGUCGCAUCCAUAAGACAGAAAAUUUAGAAGAGUUCCAAAUACAACCGAAAAAAACAAAUGCCGAUAAGCAGUAUGCCUGUCAACAAUGUCCACGUUCAUAUACCAACAAAUACAAGUUAAUAGCUCAUGUAAAUAGUCAUCAUAAUCCGGACAACAAAAACACUGCCCCCAAAGAGAAGGUACUGCAGCCGAAAAAACGUUUUUUGUGCACUCUCUGUGGUCUAAAGUUCGAUAGCGAGGGCAACUUGAAUAUACACUUUAGGCGGCAUACUGGCGAGAAACCUUAUAAGUGUGAGUUUUGUGAUCGAGCCUAUCCUAGACUAUACGAUGUUCAGGUACAUCGACGUACGCAUACGGGCGAAAAGCCCUACCAAUGUACUCUUUGUGAAAAGACCUUUAGACGGUCGAACAAACUGAAGAUACACAUGCGAACACAUACCAACGAACGUCCCUACAAGUGUACACAGUGCGAAAAGGCUUUUAAACAGUCGAAAGAUUUGAAUAUACACAAACGUACGCAUACCGGCGAAAGGCCCUAUAAAUGUGGUGUAUGUCAGAGUACAUUCACACAGAGCAAUUCGUUGCGUUUACAUCAAAUCAAACAACAACAUUUGGAGAAAACAAAUCCAGUGGAAGAUUUGUCGGGAGGAAUGACAUUUAUAUGUCAGCCAACAUAAAGUAUUAUAAAUGUAACAAAGAAUAAGUUAAAUAAAUUGUUGUCAUAAAUUCACGGA